CACAAGGGAAUAGGGGAGAAAGGCGCAGGCCAUGGAGAAAUCUCCUCUUCUUUCUAUGGACAUGGCGGGAGCUACAGAGAAGAAAGCCAAAGCACCACCACCCUUCCAGGCGGCGAUUCACUCGGUGCAAAAGCCGACGGCGAAGCCGUGGAAGAGGCCCGACCAUCCGGUGCCGCCCAAGGUCUACCGAGUCGAACCCCGAGGCUUCCGCCAGCUUGUGCAGAAGCUCACCGGUGCACCACGGCCCACCCCUCGCCCUCUCAGGGACACGGCAAGACCACCUCCAGCCCUGAACUUGGCCCCAAGAACUCCGCUGCCUCCGCCACAGCCAAUAUUUGAUAAUAAUAACUACUUUCCGACAGAGUCCGUGAGGCCAAUGGAGCAGAAGGCAGUGUUCGCUUACCAGUCUCCGACAGGGCUGGCGGGGCUCUUCUCGCCUUCGUUGCCGUCGUGGUGUUCUUUUCCUCUACUGAGCCCGGGAUCCAUUGCACCGCUGGAGCAGAGCAGUAAUACUGUACUUUAAGCUGGGAGACUUGGUUUCUUUUUGGUAGUUUUAUUUUGAGAAAUAAGGAGACUAAUGGGUUUCCUUUUGGUAAUUUAGCCUAGCAACCUGCAACUCUUCGAGCAAGGGGCUCUGCCUCUGCUUAUUUGUUAGCCCCCAUGUUUUUAGUUUUUUGUCAUCGAUCACUCGCACCUUGCCUUCUUCAUAUUUCAAGUGGUGUAACUUGUUGCAGGGAUAAAAUAAAAAAGAAUGUCCAUGACUCUCAUUGAUCCAUUGUAAGAGACAUAAAGCCAUACAAUUAGGGCAAAUCUACUUGUUAUAAAAAAAUGGUUAUAUCGACGCUUUAGCGGU
This is a messenger RNA of Elaeis guineensis (African oil palm), 853 nucleotides long. RefSeq lists its product as uncharacterized. The record is from RefSeq and is a predicted model, not a curated record. NCBI's taxonomy places the organism in Eukaryota, Viridiplantae, Streptophyta, Magnoliopsida, Arecales, Arecaceae.